Messenger RNA from Melanotaenia boesemani (Boeseman's rainbowfish), 3203 nucleotides. It is a transcript of the gene cep85l, whose product is annotated as centrosomal protein 85, like. The coding region runs from base 240 to 2552 and encodes 770 amino acids. The record is from RefSeq and is a predicted model, not a curated record. Gene Ontology annotation, cellular component: centrosome. The transcript has 13 exons. Lineage: Eukaryota; Metazoa; Chordata; Actinopteri; Atheriniformes; Melanotaeniidae.
UAGCACGAGCGACGCUGCGAAGGAGGAGUUUUCUGACUGCGUGCACGGACACUGAACGCAGCGAGUCCAGUUAUACUAAAACAGGAUGUUCUUAGUUGGCAGAAUAUAUUUGUGAAAACACAGAGUUUUCGGAUGGUGGUAGGAGAGCGCCAUGACUGAUCCAGAACCACGAUCUUCUCUGAACCGUUUCCGCUCCUUUGUCCUCUAAUCGGACUGCGGUUCACCUCAACCCAAGCGGAAUGUGGUCCAGGAGCGACUUGGAGGACUGCUGCGAAUCUCAGAAAUUAGGCGGUGCCCCCCCGGGCUGGGUCCCCGGGCAUUGUAUCCGUGAUGGGCGCAGACAGAGCAUGGUGUCUGACAGCGGGGACACAGGAAUUGGUACUUAUUGCUCAGAUAGUGUGGAAGAUGACUCCAGCUCCAGUACAACACCUCUGUCCUUCCAGCCGCUGUCCCAGCAUCACCUGAACCUGGACGAUGAUGGUAUCCCCGUUGUCCUUCCAUCUCCAUCAUCCUCGCCAGGAAGUCGUCUUAGAAUCCCAGUUUCACCCCACAGCACAGGCCACUGGAACAGGCCAUUCCACCUCCCCAUCCCAGCCACUUCUCCUGGGGAGCCACCAAGCGUUCUGGACAUGAAGGACCAUCAGCCCAUGCGGAGGUCGUCUUCCUUCACCAAACUGUCAUCAGGAGCUGAUAAGAACUCUAAGAGGACAUCCGUAGGACGGAGGUACAACCCUGAUACUCAAGGCUCCCUGGAUAGAAGCUUACUGAAGGCAUACAGAAAGGAGAGCCUGGGGUCCAACACAGAUCUGUAUCUACCUCUGUCCUCCUCAUUGAUCUGCAGCAGCCUCCUGCAGCAUUCUCCAGGAUCCAGACCUGCUUACCGGUUCCACCACAGCAGCAGAUCUUCACCUUUGGAAACAGACCUGUUGUUUUCCUCUGUUCAUUCCUCUCCCAUCAAACAGAAGAGUCUGGACAUGAACUUCAACAGUCUACCUGAAGCCAAACUGGCUCAUGCAGCUGGACAUGGCCACAGCUUACCCACACAGGUAGACUCACCUGUGGGUCAGAGAGCAGACAGAGGAUCUCCUAUCCAGCCAGCUGUUCGCACGCAGAUGUGGCUGACCGAGCAGAUGGAGUACAGGCCACCACUGGAGUAUGGGGCUGAUCCUAGUCCAAUCAACAGUUCUGGUUCAGACAGCUGCUGUGUGGAUGGGCUGUCACCGUGGCAACAGGAGCCAGGGCUUAACCAGAUGCUGAGGGGGGGCUCACUUCCUGUCAGCACCCUGGUGAAGGUGAAGGAGGGGCUGCUGAGGCAGAGAGAGCUAGAGAUCAACAGACAGAAGCAGCAGAUCUUGCAGCUGCAUUCUCGUAUCAGAGAGAACGAGCUCAGAGCUCAGCAGGUUCUGCAGAGCCAGAGAGGCCUUUUGGAUGACCCCUUCUUCCGAAACACUGAGGAGUCAGCAGCGAGGCCACCAUGUGCACACACAUCUGACAUGUUGUACUGCAAUGAGGAACUGGGAAAGAAACUAGUCCUGGCUGAACUGGAGGUUUUCCAUCUGAACAAGUUCUUCAGUCAAGUCACACAGAGAUACACAGAGGACAUCAGAAAACUGGAGGAGAAGAUAAAGACAAGGGAUCGUUACAUCAGCAGUCUGAAGAAGAAGUGUCAGAGGGAGAGUGACCAGAACCAAGAAAAACAGCAGCGCAUAGAGACACUGGAGAAAUAUCUGUCUGAUCUACCCACGCUGGACGAGGUGCAGGUCCAAUCCAAAAAGCAGGAGGAGUUACAGCAGAAAGCCAAAGAUCUGGAGGAGACCGUGUCCCGGCUACAGAAGAACCUGGAGGAAGGAUCCGCUCGGAUCAGAGAGAAAGACUUCAUGAUCGAGGUUCAGGCCAACAGAGAGAAGGAGCUGAUUGCAUCUGUGCACAGCCUGCAGGAAAAGGUGCAGCAGUGUCUGGAUGAUGGUGUGAGGCUGCCCAUGCAGGACCUAAAGAGACUCGAAGUGGAAAACAGUCAGCUGCUGCAGCAGCAGGAUCACAGCAGCAGGCUGUUCAAGCAUCAGAAAGACGAGAUUGAGAGACUGACGUCACAGCUGAUGGUAACCAGCACCAGGCUGCAGAAGAAGAGUCUUCCUCAUCAACAUCCCCGUCUGCUGGAAGAGGAGGAAGAGGAGGGAGGUUUGAUCCCACGAUCUGGAGCCUUCCUACAGGUUCAGGAUGAAGAUGUGUUGGAGCAUUGUCUUCCUCCUGCAGCGGGAACGUCAGAGGUGGACCGGCUGUUGAAGGAGAUGUCUCUGUGUCUGCUGGACCUCCAGGGUCUCUGCAGCAUCCUGGCCCAGAGAGCCCAGGGGAAGCAGCCCAACCUGUCCCUGCUGCUCGCCAUGAAAUCAUUCAGUGUCCCAGCGGAGGAGACGAGGACGGCGGCGGUGGAUGAGGCGCUGAGCAUCAAGCUCCUGGAGGUCAACCAGCUGAGGAGAGACAUUGAUGAUCUGAGGAGGAACAUCUCAGACCGAUACUCUCAGGGUGUGGACGACAGCUGCAUCACACAAUGACACCACAACCUCCUGGUUUUCCUCUGGUCCUCCUCAGAACCUCCUGGUCCUCAUCAGAGCCUCCUCAGAACCCCUUGGUCCUCCUCAGAACCCCUUAGAACAUCCCGGUCCUCCAGCGCCACGAGGAGGUUCUGUGGACCCACUGGGUCAGCAUCAUCUGGACCUCAACAAGACUUUAAGUAGAAAAGUCCUGAGAUGACCCAGAAGUGGAGUUAAUGAAGAUGGAAUGUCUUCCUCUCAUGAUUUUAGAAGUGGUCUUCAUGCUUGCUGGACUCCACAGAGCCCACCUUUAUUUUUCAUAUUAUGGCUGUUUAAAAACAUGUGAUUUCUGAUAUAGACGAUCAAUAACUGCUUCAGUCUGAAUGAAAACAUGAAUAUUGAUCCUGAUUAAAGCUCCUUCCACAAAGAUUGCAGAGGAAGAUGAAAACUGAGGAUGAAGCAGAUCAUCAUGGAGCUGUGUUUUCUACAAACACAAGCUUCCUCUCUCACUCCAACACGUCAUCUUCUGCAUGGAUGUGAUGCUGGUUACCAUGACAACCACGUUGUUGGUAGUUUGUGUUCAGACUCUGAGGGAGUAUAUUUAUAUGCAGCCGUGUUUCUACUCUUUUCUGAUUUCAUUUUAUUUGUUUGGCUCAGAAAUAAAACUAUUUU